Molecule: messenger RNA, 3741 nt
Organism: Gopherus flavomarginatus (Mexican gopher tortoise)
Lineage: Eukaryota; Metazoa; Chordata; Testudines; Testudinidae
Gene: KSR2
Product: kinase suppressor of ras 2
Exons: 20
Coding region: 130-2742 (870 amino acids)
Biological process (GO): protein phosphorylation
Molecular function (GO): protein kinase activity; ATP binding
Source: RefSeq, a predicted model, not a curated record
CUGGUCAAGUACUUCAGCCGCCAGCUCUCGUGCAAAAGGAAGGUGGCCCGGCAGGAGCGCAGUGCCAAGCUGGAGGGCUUCCCUCAGCUCCUGCACUGGUUCCGCAUCGUGGACAUCCGCAAGGAGGUCAUGGAGGAAAUCACCCCUGGCCAGCUGAGCCUGGAGGACCUUCUGGAAAUGACUGAUGACCAGGUCUGUGAGACGGUGGAGAAGUUUGGGGCCAACAGCGAGGAGUGUGCCCGGCUGAAUGCCUCCCUCUCCUGCCUCAGGAGCGUCCACAAAUCAGGAGGCAGCCUUUCCAAGCAAGACUGGACCAUCCAGUGGCCGACGCCAGAAACAGGGAAGGAGAACACCCCUGUGUGCCAGCCCGAAUCCAUGCAGUGGAUCAGAACCCACCUUUCCCAGAGCCCCAAAGUGCAGUCCAAGUGCAUGCAGCACUACUGUCACCCGGGUUCGGCCCACGGACCCACGUACGCCCACGUGGAGAGACUGACUGUGGAGGGCUAUCCUGGGCUAUGUCCCCCACUGGAAGCCGGCCACCGCUCCUUGCCGCCGUCCCCCCGGCAACGGCACCCUGUUCACACCCCCCCACGGACGCCUAACAUAGUCACCACCAUGACUCCUCCCGGCACGCCGCCAGUGAGGCGGAGGAACAAGCUGAAACCUCCAGGGACACCGCCCCCGUCGUCCCGGAAACUAAUUCACCUCAUCCCCGGCUUCACCGCCUUGCACCGGAGCAAGUCACACGAGUUCCAGCUGGGCCAUCGAGUGGAUGAGGCGCACACGCCCAAAGCCAAGAAAAAGAACAAGCCCCUGAACUUAAAGAUUCACAACAGUGUGGGAAGCUGUGAGAACAUCCCCUCCCAGCGCUCUCCCGUCCUGUCCGAGCGCUCCCUGCGUUCCUUCUUUGUGGGACACCCGCCUUGCAUUCCUUCCACUCCUCCUAUCCACAUGGAAGCCACCUUCUCAGCAAAUACACUGUCAGUGCCUCGCUGGUCCCCACAGAUUCCCCGCCGUGAUCUAGGAAACUCAAUCAAACACAGAUUUUCCACCAAGUAUUGGAUGUCUCAGACAUGCACCGUCUGUGGGAAAGGAAUGUUGUUUGGAUUAAAAUGUAAAAACUGCAAGCUAAAGUGCCACAACAAAUGCACCAAAGAGGCCCCGCCCUGUCACAUACUGAUCAUCCACCGUGGAGGGAGACGAGCUGUCCGAUGCGAGGCAGAUUUGCAUUCCAAACCACUUCCACCCACCCUCCCCCUGCCACCUUUUCUUUUCAGAUUCCCCACAACGCGGGCAAGAUUAGUCCGGACAGAAUCUGUGCCGUGUGACAUCAACAAUCCUUUACGAAAGCCCCCGAGGUAUUCCGACCUGCACGUCAGCCAGACCCUUCCCAAGACCAACAAAAUCAGCAAGGACCAUAUUCCGGUGCCCUAUCAGCCAGAUUCCAGCAGCAACCCCUCCUCAACGACAUCCUCCACCCCCUCCUCGCCGGCCCCACCAUUACCGCCCAGCGCGACUCCGCCAUCUCCCCUCCACCCCUCCCCGCAGUGCACGCGGCAGCAGAAGCAGUUCAACUUGCCAGCUUCCCACUACUACAAGUACAAGCAGCAGUUCAUUUUCCCAGAUGUUGUGCCUGAGACACCGACCCGGGCGCCUCAAGUUAUCCUUCAUCCAGUCAAUUCUAAUCCAAUCCUUGAAGGAAAUCCAUUGCUUCAAAUUGAAGUGGAGCCAACCUCCGAGAACGAGGAGGGGAACGACGAGGCUGAAGAGUCUGAGGAUGACUUUGAGGAGAUGAACCUCUCCCUCCUCUCCGCUCGCCACUUCCCACGCAAGGCCAGCCAGACCAGCAUCUUUCUCCAGGAGUGGGACAUCCCCUUCGAGCAGCUGGAGAUUGGAGAGCUGAUUGGCAAAGGGCGUUUUGGCCAGGUGUUCCAUGGGCGCUGGCACGGCGAAGUGGCCAUACGCCUCAUCGACAUCGAGAGGGACAAUGAGGACCAGCUGAAGGCCUUCAAGCGGGAGGUGAUGGCCUACAGGCAGACGCGGCACGAGAACGUGGUGCUGUUCAUGGGGGCCUGCAUGAGCCCUCCCCACCUCGCCAUCAUCACAAGUUUGUGUAAAGGACGGACGCUCUACUCGGUGGUGAGAGAUGCAAAGAUUGUCCUGGAUGUCAACAAAACGAGGCAGAUAGCUCAGGAGAUUGUGAAGGGAAUGGGGUACCUGCACGCGAAGGGGAUCCUUCACAAAGACCUCAAGUCUAAAAACAUUUUCUAUGACAACGGGAAGGUGGUGAUCACGGACUUCGGGCUCUUCAGAAUAUCGGGAGUUCUGCAAGCAGGCAGGAGGGAGAAUAAGCUGAGGAUCCAGAAUGGCUGGCUGUGCCACCUGGCCCCGGAAAUCAUCCGCCAGCUCUCGCCUGACACGGAAGAGGACAAGUUGCCCUUCUCCAAGCCCUCAGACGUUUUUGCACUUGGCACCAUCUGGUAUGAGCUGCAUGCGCGGGAGUGGCCUUUUAAGACACAACCAGCAGAGGCAAUAAUAUGGCAAAUGGGAAGAGGGAUGAAGCCCAACCUCGGCCAGAUCGGCAUGGGCAAAGAGAUAUCGGACAUCCUUCUCUUCUGCUGGGCAUAUGAACAGGAGGAGAGACCCACCUUCACCAAGCUCAUGGAGAUGCUGGAGAAACUGCCAAAGCGGAACCGUCGCCUUUCGCACCCUGGGCACUUUUGGAAGUCGGCAGAGCUGUGACAGACGGCGUUGAGGGAUGGUGCCUUUCUCAUCCCUUCAGUUCUCCUCCUCCCCUUCCUCGCUCUUUCCUCCAUGCACUAAGGAAGACCAGAGGGUAUCAUGGACUGGGAGCAUGGAAGGAAAGAUGCUUCCUGCUCAUUCUCUCCCCAUCCCCAGAUGCUUACCCACUCUCCAGAAUAAUCAGCCAGCUCGGAUUGGACAGGAGGAACGCAGAAUUCCCGGCGGUGGUCUUGAAGGGAUACUAGGGGGAAAUGUCUGGGGAGAGAACAGGUUGGGAAGAGCAAUCACCAAGCAUUGUAUAGACUUGUCAUGGAGUCCCCCUCCACGCCAGCAAAGGCCAUGAGUGAGGGGGAUGUGAGAGUGUGUGUGUGUAACUGAUCUUUUGAGAUUUUUCCACUGGUUCAUACUGAGCGGGAAGCAACCAGCUUCAAUUGAGCACUGUGGCUUCCUGAGACCCCAAUCAGCUGUUCAGUGUGAAUGUGGGUCAUUUGGGGAAUAGUUUUCUUCCUCUUUUUUUUAAAGAGAAAUCUUGCUGCUCCAUCAGUUUAUCACUUGAGACUGUGCCUGCUCAGUGGGGAGGGGGGACUUUUCACUGCUGUCAGCUGACUCCUGCAAGGAAACGUGUCUGCAGGGACAGUUAUGAGAGCCCUGCUCCAACACUGCUCUGCAGAACUGUGAUAAACACCUUUCACAAGUGGCGUCUCUACCUCCCAUCCACACCCAUUCACUCUUAUCCUGUCCCUCUCUGCCUCUCUGCAUGGCACGGAUCAUUUUAGCAUUUUGCACUGUCUUGUAGCUAACCAGCAAAUCUUCCUUUCUUUGCUCCCCAGUGCUGCGGCUUCCCUACUUGUGCCCUCCCCCCUCUCCCUGUUUACCCAUGUUAUAUGUGCAGGGGAUCUGGUUUCCAGCCACAUUGUGCACUGCUGAGCAGAUGCACCCAUGCAAAUUGACGUUCAGGUCCAUGCCUGGAUUGUGCGCACACACGUGCACACACACACA